Molecule: messenger RNA, 3258 nt
Organism: Trypanosoma cruzi
Lineage: Eukaryota; Euglenozoa; Kinetoplastea; Trypanosomatida; Trypanosomatidae
Product: protein kinase, putative
Exons: 1
Coding region: 1-3258 (1085 amino acids)
Biological process (GO): protein phosphorylation
Molecular function (GO): ATP binding; protein kinase activity
Source: RefSeq, a predicted model, not a curated record
AUGAAUGCUCUGGAUGAGUUGAACCUUCGGCUUGGCAUCGGGCCAACGCGACCGCAUCUUCCCAUCACACUGCAGCGGUCUGGAUACAGCGCUGUGCGGAAACUUGGCAAAGGCAGUUUUGGCAAUGCGUAUCUUGUUUAUCACGCCGGUCGCAAGCAGCAGUAUGUCGUGAAGCAUGUAAACAUGGCAAGCAUGACCGCACGGCAGCGCAGGGAUGCCCACCAGGAGAUUGUGGUGCUGCAGCAACUGGAGUACCCGAACAUAAUCCGUUACGUGGAGUUCUGCGAGGAGCACCCGCAUCUUUACAUUGUGAUGGAAUACGCUGACGGAGGAGAUGUUUACACGCACCUCAAAAAUCUCAAAAGCAGCGUUUGGGCUCUCGGCGGUGGCAGUGGUGGAGUUGGAGACGGUGUCAGCAGUACCGGCGGCCUUACGGAGGAGCAGGUGAUAAGCCUCUUUGUGCAGACAACGAUGGCAGUCAAAUACAUGCAUGACCGGCGUUUACUGCACCGGGACAUUAAAUCACAAAACGUCUUUUUGACGCAAAACCACGUUGUGAAGUUGGGGGACUUUGGCAUCAGCACCGUAUUAAUGAGUACCGUUGCGAUGGCACAGACAAUGUGCGGCACGCCGUGCUACUUCUCCCCGGAACUCUGUCAGGGCAAACCGUACAACAACAAAUCCGACGUCUGGGCACUUGGGGUGCUGCUGUACGAACUUUGCACGACCGGCCGACUACCGUUCGAGGCCACAACGAUGAAUCGACUGAUGGGUGAGAUUUGCAAAAAAGAACCACGUCGUAUCCCUUCCAGAUUCUCCGAUGAGCUCUGGAAUCUCAUCCUGUGGAUGCUUAAAAAAGACCCGCGGCAACGCCCCGAUGCGGGGCAGAUCCUUCGUUCCCCCGUGCUACUAAGAUAUAUCCCGAAUAUUAUCAAGAAGCUCAGUGCCACCGACGGACACCCUGAGGAUGAAUUUAGACGUGUGCUUACAGGAGAUGCAACGCCACCAACGCCGAUACGUCCCGCCAUGGACCUGCAGCUGAAACAACUCGGAAAGGAGACGGCUAGGGACGGGCCGGCACCUUCUACGGGUGCCAUCCCAGUUGCCUCGGCUGCUGCUGCUGCUGCUGCUGCUGCUGCCGCAGCUGCUGGGCGCCAGGGCUUUGCACAGAAACGCCACGAUCAGUACCCAUUCAAGCGUGUUAAUGAUGACAAUGCGAUUAAAGACCGUGUCGGUGGCAUAUUAGGUAUGUUGGCACAGCAGCGGCAGCAAAUACAGAAAAUGAAGGAAGAGGAGGAGGCGAUGAAGAGGGCGCCGCCUGCGAACCAGCCGCCCCUUGCUGAGCCCUUGAAUUACGUCCCUGUCUUACUGCAGAGGAACCAAAAGCUCACCAAAAAUGGGGAAAAAGUAGAUGUCAAUAGCAAAUUCAACAAGAACGACAACUGUAACAGGAACGAUAAUGACGCGGGCGGCAAUACUCCUAAGAAGGAGAAGAAUAUCUUUGCACGAACCCCUCUUCGUCCUCCGAAGAACGUGGACGGCGGAAACCUAAAGAGGGAGAAUGGCGUCCCACACGUCGACGCCAGCAAGGAGCAGGAGCAGCGGAAGAAAGCGAUCAAUCAUCUGCCCCUGCAGGAUCUUUUUCUCCUUUAUGAUGAAAGCAAAAAACGCAUUCUUAAUGAAAAGGAGCAGCGACUUGGCCCGGCCCGGCAACCGAUGAAUUACCAACCCGCUGUUGCGGCUCCUGCCCGAAUGCGGCCUGCCGUUGUCGAACUCCAGGUGGGGGGUGAGACGAAAAAACGGCCACUCUCACCUGUGCUGCCGAAUCAUCCAAUUCACGGUAGCACCAAGGCAUUUCCGUAUGGAACUCCUUCAAUGGCAGAGGAGAAAUCCAUUCCGAUCCCUCCCAUUGCUCUCCCGACUGGGGCAAAGUCUUCAGCGUUGACGAGUUUGGAGAUGUUGGACCAUGAUAAAAAUACAAAGGACGAUGGUAAUCGCGCUAGUGGGAAAAUUCCUGCCAAAAAUGAACCCACAGGCGAUCUUGCACUUGUUUUGAAGGAAAUGACAAAUCAUCUUGAGUCUAUGCGUAGCAGUGCGGCUCGAGCAGAGAGCAAUACUGAAGCUGAAGGUCCAAAAGGGACACCGGGCACGAAUUCUUUAUCUGCUGUCUCGGCUUUCUUUGGGGUGGAUGCCGUCGGAAACUCUCCUUUUCCCGCAUCGGAAAUGAAUGUUGACCAAGUUGGAGAGGAGUUUUCAGACGCAAUGGGGACGACGCUUAACGUCCAAGAAUUACAGCGGCAGCGGAGCGCUUCCUCCUUUUCCCAUGAAGAGGUCAAUGACGGUGCGGCAGGUGAGUUUCUCCCGCUGUGCAUUUCGCGUUACAACGGGGUAUGGAGUUCUCGUGGUAGCCGGGUGGCGCCAGCAGGAAUGACGGCUACUCCGGGUACAGCCAAAGAGACAAGUGAGGGAAGGGAAACACAGCCGUUUAAUGAUAUCCAACCAUCGAAACCGGGGAUAUCAUUUCCCGCCCUUAAUACGGGUCCUAAUGCCGUCUCGCCGCAGUUGGUGGAAGCAGUGGCAGCGGCGCAGGAGAACGAAGGGGGUGGUGGAGCCUCAUUAUUUACUGGUGGAUGUCUUUGCGACGGCGUUCACUUCACCGGCCUGGCCUCCGCUAUCUUUGGGAGUUUUGUAUGCAACUGUUUUGUAUGCUCAAGGUGCUCUGGGGCGUUGAUGGGGGUGGAGUGGCUGCAUCUACCGGAUGUGCCAUUUGAGGACCUUUUCGCGGAUGGAUUCCCAUCGGAAGCAGCAUCUCCGUCUACGCUUCCUAAAAUGCCCAUAGCGAGCCCAGUGGAUGAGACUUCUGCGGGGUCCGGCGUGUCUGCUGAACAAUCAGCCUUAAAGGCUGACCCAUCAUCCGCUCUGAGGGACGGCGCGAGGAAAGCUAGCAAUGCGGAAAUUGUUGAAGAAGAAGAAGAACGAAGGGACAAGGAAGAAUUUGUGAGACUCCCAGAACUGCUAAAAAAGUUUGUUGUACAGGUACCAGUCGUAAAUGAGGAUGGAGUCGAAACGCUGGGGGAGUACACGGUGUACUUCUGUGGCCGCUGCGGCUCCACCGUUGGAAUGAAUCAUGAUGAUGUUGCUGGUGGCCUUGUUGCCAAGGCGAUGCUCUCAGAAGCAAGUUUGGGCAUGCUGGAGUUAUUCCAAAAGACAAUGCCGCUCCAUAAUAGUGAGGCACUUACCCCAAGAAAAAUUAGGUGA